GCAGCUCUGGGACUGUCGACAACUCUGCCACUCAGAGGAGAAGCUGCAGCGAGGGCGAGUCCACACUCUGAAAACAGUCUGAUGGUGGAGAGUGAGAAGCUGCAGCUGCUGCAGGCCACUCUAAAGGGCAUGCUAUUGACUGAAUCACAUCAAUACAGAGGACUUAACUCAAGUCUGAUUCCAACUUGACUGCCACUGGUUAUGAGAAUCUGUACUCUGAGAUUGAAAAGGCUGGGGGUAAGAUGUUCGUGGAGUCUGUCGUUCGAUGGGGGGCAUGGAGCGUCCUUCUCCAGUUUGGAUUGGGUGUAUCUGCAGGAGGCUGUCCUCCAUCCUGUGUGUGUCGACCUGAAGCUAAAGAAGUGAUCUGCACUGCCAAACAUUUAACCUCGGUGCCAGAGGGCUUUCCCAAUGAUGCCAGGCGUUUGGAUUUAUCCUACAAUAAGAUUAAGACCGUGGGUCGCCGCCAGUUCUCUGGCCUCCUGCAACUUCAAGAGUUGGACCUUAGUGAUAAUGUAAUCUCCAUGAUUGAGGUGGAGGCUUUCCAGGGGCUACAGAAUCUCAGGACGCUUCGGAUUAAGAAUAAUCGACUCAAGAUCAUCCCGGUUGGGGUGUUUUCUGGCCUGUCUGGUUUGCGCUUUCUGGAUUUGAGCCAGAAUGAGAUCCUGGUCUUUCUGGACUACACCUUUAAAGAAAUGUCGAACCUGCAAGUGCUGGAAGCUGGGGAGAAUGAUUUAGUAUUCAUCUCCCAGCGGGCUUUUUAUGGUCUGCAGAAUUUACAAGAGCUUAACAUAGACCGCAGCAAUCUGACAUCCAUUCCCACAGAGGCGUUGUCUCAGCUCCAGAGUCUGACACGACUCUGCAUGCUUCGCCUCACCAUUUCUACUCUGCCCAACAACGCUUUCCGCCGGCUUCACCGUCUACGCACCCUUGUGAUUGCAAACUGGCCAGCUUUAGACACUAUGGCUAGUAACAGCCUGAUUGGUCUGAAUUUGACCUCGCUUGUUAUCAGCAACUGCAACCUAAGUGUGGUUCCUUACUCAGCACUACGUCACCUAGUAUAUCUGCGCUUCCUGGACCUGUCCUACAACCCCAUCACUGUUAUCCAAGGUAACCUGCUAGGGGACCUUUUAAGACUUCAAGAAUUACACCUAGCAGGGGGGAGCCUGCUACGAAUAGAGCCGGGGGCCUUCAGGGGUCUGGCCUACUUUCGUAUGCUCAAUGUGACAUCCAAUCAGCUCACUACUUUGGAGGAGAGCGCCUUCCACUCAGUGGGGAACCUUCAGGUGUUGAGGUUAGAUGGGAAUCCCCUGGCAUGUGAUUGCCGCCUCCUCUGGGUGGUGCGUCGCAGAUUACGCUUGAACUUUGAUGGACACCAGCCCACUUGCUCGUCUCCUGAUGUGGUAAGACAGCGUGAAUUCAGAGACUUUUCGGAGAAGGAGCUCCCGAGGCUGUUCACCUGUCGCCAUGCACGGAUCAUGGACCGCAGGCCGCAGGAAGUGAGAGUAGAGGAGGGCACUACAGUUGUCUUCUCCUGUAAGGCUGAUGGGGAUCCAAUGCCAUCCAUCACCUGGAUCUCAUCUCAUAAGAAUGUGGUUUCUCCAACAGGACGAAUCAGAGUCUUGCCCAAUGGUACUCUAGAAGUGCGUUUUGCCCAGGUUCAGGACAGUGGCACGUAUCAAUGCCUGGCAGGCAACGCAGCUGGCAAUGACAGCCUGACUGUCGGUCUGUACGUCAAGGGGCUUCCUCGCAAUCGAACCAUCCCCUUCUUCGCAGAGGAGGGCUGGGUUGAGCCUUCAAACGCCCAAGCUGUUAACUCCUCAGCUCAAAUGGCCAAGCCGUACCCUUUUGACGCAAAGACACUGAUUAUUGCUACCACCAUGGGCUUCCUGUCUUUCCUCAGCUCAGUGGCCAUCUGCUUUGUCUUCAUGUUCUUCUGGAGUCAGAGCAAAGGCCAGAUCAAGCACACGGCAACUAUUGACUUUGUCCCUCGGUCGUCCAUGGGUGGAGGAGGAGGGGAAGGAGGUGAUGGUGGCAGAUUCACCAUGAAACUUAUUUAA
Scomber scombrus (Atlantic mackerel) is the source of this 2057-nucleotide messenger RNA. RefSeq names its product leucine rich repeat and Ig domain containing 4b (gene lingo4b). The record is from RefSeq and is a predicted model, not a curated record. The coding region runs from base 243 to 2057 and encodes 604 amino acids. The transcript is spliced from 3 exons. Gene Ontology annotation, molecular function: protein binding. Lineage: Eukaryota; Metazoa; Chordata; Actinopteri; Scombriformes; Scombridae.